CGCUCUCUGCUUCGCUCUCGCUUGCGCAUCAUUUCUGUACCCGCAACCUGCACCCUCUUUCCGCUCCCUUUGAUAUUUCGGCCUUCGCAACAGGUUGCGCUUUCACCUCCAGGACCAGAAGCACACAACUGAAUUGUUGCCAGUAUCGUCACGAUGGCUGCACUCGCUUCCAAGCAGCAGUCGCUCAAGAUCUUUGAGAAAUUGAAGACUAAGCCUGCGAACAAGAUCUGCUUCGAUUGCGGCGCCAAAUAUCCGACAUGGACCUCAGUCCCCUUUGGCAUCUACCUCUGCCUCGACUGCUCGUCUAACCACCGAAACCUCGGUGUCCAUAUCUCCUUCGUCCGAUCCACCAACCUCGACCAAUGGCAGUGGGAUCAGCUGCGCGUGAUGAAGGUUGGCGGCAAUGAGUCGGCCACUAAGUUCUUCCAGCAGAAUGGAGGUACCGCGGCCCUCAACAGCAAGGACCCCAAGACCAAGUACCAGUCCAACGCUGCUACCAAGUACAAGGACGAGCUGAAGCGCCGCGCCGCAAGAGAUGCUCAAGAAUACCCUGGCGAGGUUGUCAUUGCCGAAGCCACCGAUGCCGACACGUCUACCCCCGCCGGCGAGCCGGACGACGACUUCUUCUCUUCCUGGGAUAAGCCCUCUAUCAAGAAGCCCACGCCCCCCAUUUCUCGCACUUCAACUCCCCCGACCGUCGGCCGAACCGCCUCACCCUUCCUCAACGCCAACAACGGUGCCGGCAUUGCACGAUCCUCCUCGCCCCUGUCCAAGGCCGAAGGCGAUAACAAGCCCACGGCCGGCCGCGUAACCACCUCUGCUGCGCUGCGCAAGACUACGACCUCCACCGGACCCCGUAAGGCCAACAUCUUGGGAGCCAAGAAGGCCCCCAAGCUUGGAGUCAAGAAGGUCACGGCUGAUCUCAUCGACUUUGAUGAGGCCGAGAAGAAGGCCAAGGAAGAGGCGGAGCGCAUCGAGAAGCUGGGCUACGACCCCGAGGCCGAGGAGGAAAAGAAGGCUGCUAAGGUGGAUGUUGUCGCGGCUCCUACUCCCGCCGCCCCCUCGGGUGGAUACGGAUCAUCCAGCCAUACCCGUCAAAAGUCUGACGCCGAGAUGGAGCGCUUGGGCAUGGGCGUUCGCAAGUUGGGCUUCGGCAUGGUUGGUGGAGCCAAGGGUGCUGCCGCAGCGCCCAAGAAGGCUGGAACUGGUGGUUUCGGUUCCGUUGGCCCCAUCAAGGCCAAGACUGAGGAUGAAAGCGAGAACUACGCACGCAGCAAGUUCGGCGCCCAGAAGGGUAUCUCCUCUGACGAGUUCUUCGGCAAGGGCUCUUUCGACCCCAACCAACAGGCCGAGGCGAAGAACCGUCUGCAAGGUUUCGAGGGCGCGACCUCCAUCUCGUCCAACGCGUACUUUGGCCGUCCCGAGGAUGAGCCGCAAGAGGAAUACGGCGACCUUGAGGGCGCCGCCAAGGACUUCAUUCGUAGAUUCGGUAUUACCGCUGGCGACGACUUGGAGAACCUUGGCCAACUGGCCGGCGAAGCCAGCCAGAAGCUGCAGGGUGCCAUCCGCGCUUACCUCGGAAGCUGAGCGACUCGACAUGACACAGUAGCAGCAACGUCAUUGGAGAUGACAGAAAGGAAAUUGGAAUUUCACUUUGCCAUAGAGAUAUAGAAAAGCGGCCAUGUCCCAAGGUCCCCCCCCUCAAUGUUUUAGAGGGACGAAUGCCAUACGCCAGAGGAGGAGAAAGGUACGAAAGCAGAACGUUGGACAACGGCAGGCGGACGCGAAAAAAGGAUACCUUGUGUGCUUUUCAGAGUCUGGGAGGUUGUGGUGUGGGGUCUCGAGGUUGGGACCGGGGGAAAAGACGACGCAUGCUGAGGACCUUUUAUUUUUUUAUUUUGAGAUUUGAGUUGCAUCCCGGCAUAUGAGGGCGUACAGACAGAAAGCCGGCGACGGGGAGUGAUUGACACUUGCUUGGUUGGUUUGGGUCUAAUACAUAAGUAUGAAUGAAUAUAAUUGAGCUUCAUCACUA
This is a messenger RNA of Colletotrichum phormii, 2032 nucleotides long. RefSeq lists its product as uncharacterized. Gene Ontology annotation, biological process: COPI coating of Golgi vesicle. Gene Ontology annotation, molecular function: GTPase activator activity. NCBI's taxonomy places the organism in Eukaryota, Fungi, Ascomycota, Sordariomycetes, Glomerellales, Glomerellaceae. The coding region runs from base 154 to 1587 and encodes 477 amino acids. The transcript has 5 exons. The record is from RefSeq and is a predicted model, not a curated record.